This is a messenger RNA of Notothenia coriiceps (black rockcod), 2625 nucleotides long. RefSeq names its product regulating synaptic membrane exocytosis protein 2-like. Gene Ontology annotation, cellular component: cytoskeleton of presynaptic active zone; presynaptic membrane. The record is from RefSeq and is a predicted model, not a curated record. The transcript has 13 exons. Gene Ontology annotation, molecular function: small GTPase binding; transmembrane transporter binding. The coding region runs from base 1 to 2625 and encodes 874 amino acids. Gene Ontology annotation, biological process: calcium ion-regulated exocytosis of neurotransmitter; regulation of synaptic vesicle exocytosis; regulation of membrane potential. Lineage: Eukaryota; Metazoa; Chordata; Actinopteri; Perciformes; Nototheniidae.
AUGCUGGUUCCCCUCCCCCCGCUAGUGAGUGUCAUACGGGGCUGCCUGCCGCCGUACGGGUCUAGUGGCAGACUGAUACCCCUACCCCUGGGGGCCGCCCGAGGCUCCCCGGGUGUGUACAUGGGUCUACGUCUACGCCGUGCUUACCCGAUGGCCCUGGCCGCCCCGGGACCCGCGACCGUGAGGGUCCUUAUGGGCGACCUGGUUCUCGAUCUACCUGGGUCGCUCAUGCUGGAGGUCGCCGUCGCCGUCCUCCUUAAGGUCUGCGCAAUGGCAUCGCUGGGGUUGGACCGGGCGAUGGGACACUUCGGCGUUGGGAUGCUCCUCGUCUACUCUUACGUGCGUCUCCACCCGGCGUACUCCGUGCUCGCAGCAGUAUCACUGCAGAGAGACCGGAUGUGCCUCGUCCUGCUGGGUCCUGGGCAGGCCGACAGGGCGGUCGUAGAGUGGCUCGCGGCCGGCGGGUACCACCCUGUCGCGAGGAUGAGGCAGCUGGCGAGGAGGGGCCCCGGGUACCCCCCGUCGGAGCCUCCGGUGUCUAGGAGUGGACCAAGUUCUAAAUUCCACAAUGGUUUUCCCUUCUCUUUGAUCUACAGGAAACGAAGUCCAUCUGCAUCCAGGGAUCCAAACCAAAAAUACGACCAAGGGGAGGGGGGCGAUCACUCACAGUAUGCCCCGACGGACGGCGGCAUGCCCAGAUCACCGUCUGACUAUGGGGAUGGGGACCCCCGGCGGGCUCCGAGGGGCCCACACAUGUACCCAGAUGCAGAUGCGGCACGAAUGGGCUACCGGGACCGGCGGGGCCCUGGGCGCUGGCACUCCCAGGAAUACCCGCUGGACCAAGAGCUAGAUGGACCCAGCGAGUACGACCUCCAGCGGCAGCGGCAGGAGGAAUUCCAGACGCGUUACCGUAGCGACCCCAACCUGGCCCGCUACCCUGUGAAGCCGCAACCCUACGAGGAGCAGAUGAGAAUGCACGCAGAGGUGGGCCGCAUGAGGCACGAGCGUCGUCAUAGUGACGUCUCUCUGGCCUACACGGAGCAGGACGACCCAGGACCCGUCCGGCUGUCCCGCCAGCAUCUCACCGAGCGCCGGCCGCCCAUGGUGGGACAGCGCUCCUACUCCGUCGACCGCUCCUCCCCGGGGCCCAUGGGGGGCAGCCUCGGAGGCCACAGAUCCUCCAACCACAGUCCCCCUACGCCGCACCGCAGCCCCGUGCUGGGGGACCGAUCUGGAGAACUGCGUAGAGGGGACAUAGAUUCCAUGAGGAGGCAGCAGCACCACCUCGACCCCAGCUCGGCCGUCCGCAAGACCAAGAGGGAGAAGAUGGAGAGCAUGCUGAGGAACGACUCUCUCAGCUCGGACCAGUCAGAGUCUGUGCGGCCGCCACCCCCCAAGCCCCACAAAACCAAAAAGGGAGGAAAGAUGCGGCAGGUGUCGCUCAGCAGCUCGGAGGAGGAGCUGGCCACCACACCAGAGUACACCAGCUGUGAGGACGUGGAGAUAGAGAGUGAGUCAGUCAGUGAGAAAGGAGAUUUGGAUGGCCAUUGGUGGGACCAUGCUUCUUGGCAUAGCAGCGAGGCCUCCCCAAUGUCUUUGCACCCGGUGACGUGGCAGCCGUCCAAAGAUGGGGAUCGCCUAAUAGGGCGUAUUUUACUCAACAAGCGCAUGAAAGAUGGAAGUGUGCCUCGAGACUCAGGAGCUCUGCUUGGUCUAAAGGUGGUGGGAGGCAAGAUGACAGAAUCUGGUAGACUUUGUGCUUUCAUCACUAAAGUGAGGAAAGGAAGUCUAGCAGACACUGUUGGACAUCUCAGACCAGGUGACCAGGUGCUGGAGUGGAACGGGAAGCUUUUACAAGGAGCCACAUUUAAAGAAGUUUACAAUAUCAUUCUAGACUCCAAGCCUGAGCCGCAGGUGGAGCUGGUGGUCUCAAGGCCUAUAGGAGAUAUUCCAAGGAUACCAGACAGCACACAUGCACAACUGGAAUCAAGUUCGAGUUCUUUUGAGUCUCAAAAGGUGGAUCGCCCGUCCAUCUCCGUCACAUCCCCCAUGAGUCCCAGCAUGCUGAGGGACGCCCCCCAGUACCUGUCAGGUCAGCUCUCAAGCCAAAGCCUUAGUAGAAGAACAACGCCUUUUACCCCUAGGGUCCAGGUCAAACUAUGGUAUGACAAAGUUGGCCAUCAGCUAAUUGUCACCAUCCUGGGCGCCAAAGACCUGCCCCCCAGGGAAGACGGCCGCCCCAGGAACCCUUACGUCAAAAUCUACUUCCUCCCCGAUAGAAGCGACAAAAGCAAGAGGAGAACAAAAACGGUAAAGAAAUCCUUAGAGCCCAAAUGGAACCAGACCUUUAUGUAUUCGCCGGUGCACCGGCGGGAGUUUCGGGAGCGCAUGCUGGAGAUCACAUUGUGGGACCAAGCCAGGGUGAGGGAGGAGGAGAGCGAGUUCCUGGGAGAGAUCCUUAUUGAGCUGGAGACAGCACUUCUGGAUGAUGAGCCACACUGGUACAAGCUACAAACCCACGACGUGUCCUCCAUGCCGCUCCCACGUGCCUCCCCCAACACGCAACGCAGGCAGCUCCACGGAGAGAGCCCCACACGACGGCUCCAGAGCAGUGCUGCUCUGUAG